Messenger RNA from Cheilinus undulatus (humphead wrasse), 4033 nucleotides. It is a transcript of the gene gxylt2, whose product is annotated as glucoside xylosyltransferase 2. Gene Ontology annotation, biological process: protein O-linked glycosylation via N-acetylgalactosamine. Gene Ontology annotation, molecular function: UDP-xylosyltransferase activity. The record is from RefSeq and is a predicted model, not a curated record. The coding region runs from base 167 to 1546 and encodes 459 amino acids. Lineage: Eukaryota; Metazoa; Chordata; Actinopteri; Labriformes; Labridae. The transcript is spliced from 7 exons.
GGCUGGGCAAUGGGACUGCACCGUACCACCGCCCUCGCCAUGUCAUCCUUCAUGGCUGAUGAGAUGAUCUUUUCUGCUUUAGUCUCCAUCAUUAUCUCUUGAAAAUGUGUCCGUCGGAGAGUUCGCUAAAUGUCAAGGCGGACUGCUCUCUCUUUAUGUCGCCAUCAUGAGCCAAGCCUGUUCAGCCAUCCUUAAGGCGAACAUGAGGAUCCACGGUAAAAUAGUUGUGAUCACCGUGUGUUUCGGAAUUUUCCUCCUUUUUUACUUUUGGGGGAGCAAUGCAGCGGAUGAUCUACAGCUGAAAACAGCUGUAAAUGAAGGGGGACAUAAAGACAGCAACUCUGUGCCAACUCCGUUGGAGCUGAAACUUGAUGCAGCUAAGUUUGCAAAGAAACCACCCAUUGGAGUCGUUGUUCGAUUGGAUGAACCUCCGGGAGGGCGAGCAGAGCCAAACUCGAUCGGUAGAGGUGCCAACGUCAAAGAAAAGAGUAAACCAAGGGGAAAUGUGGCUCGAACUGUGACUAAGAUCAAACAUGCAGAAGAGGUUAUGCACUUGGCUGUGGUGGCCUGUGGGAACCGACUGGAUGAGACCCUCACUAUGUUAAAAUCAGCUGUCCUGUUCAGCAUUAAGAGGAUCAGGUUCCACAUAUUUGCUGAAGACCUUCUGGCUCCACUAUUUAAAGAGAGGCUGAACCAGUGGCCACGUUCUGUCAUAGCAAAGUUUCAGUACAGUAUAUAUCCUAUAACCUUCUCUGUUGGGAACACUGACGAGUGGAAGAAGCUCUUCAAACCCUGUGCUGCACAGAGACUCUUCCUCCCAGUCAUCCUGACGGAAGUGGACUCUUUGCUCUAUGUGGACACUGAUGUAUUGUUUCUGCGGCCUAUGGAUGAUAUCUGGAGUAUCCUGAAGUCCUUUAACAGUACACAGCUGGCAGCAAUGGCCCCAGAACAUGAGGUCCCAAAGAUUGGCUGGUACAGCCGCUUCGCUCGGCAUCCUUUUUAUGGAGUCACAGGGGUCAACUCUGGAGUAAUGCUGAUGAAUCUCACACGCAUCCGCAGCACAGCAUUCAAAAACAGUAUGAUCCCCAAUGGGCUACCAUGGGAGGAUCUUCUUCAUCCACUCUAUCAGAAGUAUAAAAACCACAUCACCUGGGGAGACCAGGACCUCCUAAACAUUAUCUUCCACUACAAUCCAGAGUGUCUGUUCAUCUUCUCCUGCCAGUGGAACUACAGACCAGAUCACUGUAUGUAUGGGAGUAACUGCAAAGGAGCCGAAGAGGAGGGUGUGUCUAUCCUUCAUGGGAACCGUGGAGUAUAUCAUGAUGACAAGCAACCGGCAUUCAAAGUACUCUACGAUGUAAUAAAAGAGUUUCCAUUUGAGGACAACAUGUUCCAGUCUCUGUUCUACCCCAUCCAGACCAAGUUUUUGGACACAGUUAAUACCCUUUGUGGUCGAAUUCCUCAGGUCUUCCUCAAGCAAAUUGAAAGGACCAUGAAAAAGGCUUUUGAGGAGAAAGUGGUCCGACAUGUAAGACCACAUAAAUAACUUUUGAAAAAAGAACUCUGUGAAAAGUCUCUCUAUGACAAGGACCAUAAUGCUGUGGAUUAAGUGUCAAACCACUAUGGCACUAAGCACUAUGGUUGGAAAACAGUCAACAUAUCCUGGAACCAAGGCACAAAUCCCAAUCCUGUGAUCAGAUUGGUUAUCAGCAUAUGUAUAUACAGUGGCGUAUGGUGCUAGGGAGGUACCAAUACAUUGACAUUUAUGAAAAAUAAUCCCUCCAGCCCUCGACACUUAACGGUACACUGUGCCACCUGUAUGACUUCAAGGGUACAUAAAAAAAGUGUCUGAAAUGAUGUGCUAAUGAUGUGAUGUAGGUGGAUAUACAGUGCAUUCAGAAAGUAUUCAGACCCCUAUCCUUUUUUUCAGUGCCCCAUAAUGACAGUGAAAAUGGAAUUUUAGAUUUUUUUUGCAAGUUUAGAGCCCAGAGACAGGAUUGUUUCUUCAGAAGGCUACAAAAAUGUCUGCUGCAUUAAAAGUUCCCAAGAGCACAGUGACCUUCAUAAUUGUCAACUGGAAGAAGUUUGGCACUACCAGGACUCUCCCAAGAGCUGGUCGCCCAGACAAAUUGAGCAAUCAGGUGAGUAGAGCCUUAGUAAGAGAGGUGACCAAGAAUCAGAUGGUCACUCUGACUAAUCUCCAGAGAUCCUGUGUGGAGAUGAGACAUAGUUCCAGAAGGACAACCAUCACUGCAGCCCUCCACUGAUCUGGGAUAAUGGCAGAGUGGCUAGACAGAAACCUCUCUUCCAAGCAAAACUAGUGAAAGCCUACUCUGAGUUUGUGAAAAGUAUCUAUGAAGGACUGUGAGAAACAAGAUUCUCAGGUCUGAUGAAACCAAGAUUGAACUGAUUGGCUUCAGUUCUAAAAGUUAUGUCUAGAGGAAACUGGGCACUGCUCAUCACCUGCCCAAUGCCAUCCCAAGAGUGAAGCAUGGUGGUGGCAGCAUCAUGCUGUGGGUUUUUUUCAGCAUUAGGGACUUCUAGACUGGUCAGGCUUGAGGGAAAGCUGAAUGGAGCAAAGUACAGAGAUAUCCUCAUUAAAAACCUGUUCCCAAGCACUCAGAUUGGUCCGAAGGUUCACCCUCUAACAUGACAGUGACCCUAAGCACACAGUGAAGACAACACAGGAGUGGCUUAGUGACAACUGUGAAUGUCCAAGAAUGUCCCAGCCAGAGCCCUGGCUCGAACCCUAUCCACCAUCUCUGUAGAGACCUGAAAAUGGCGGUCCCCAACCACCUUGACUAAGUUUGAGAGGAUUUUCUAAGAAGAAUGGCAGAAGUUCCCAUAAUCCAUGUGUGCAAAGCUUGUCAUAUUCAGAAAGACUUCCAGCUGUAACUGCUGCCAAAGGUGGUUCAACCAAGUACUGAGUAAAGGUUCUCCAUACUUAUAUCAAUGGGUUGUCUAAUUUUUUUUGCAAAGAUUUCUAAAAUCCAGUUUCACUUUGUCAUUACGUUUACUGAGUGGAACAAAGAGCGCAGCACUAUAGCUGAACAACAUUGAGAAAUUUGCACCCUGUGCUUUUGUGGUAAAGUGAAGUUUAACCGUUAUGCUGCAGUGAUUUUCAUCAUAUAAUUUUUACACCAGUACCACCAGCAUAACGCUGCAUUCAAACACUACAACGGCCUGCCUGUCUGUCAUAUGCACAACAAUGCAUCUCUGAUAAAGUUAUAAAGAAAUAGUAAUUUAUGAUUAUUACGCAGCAUUAAGCAGGAUGUAACCGGUCCACUGUCUCAACUCUACAGUUUGUCAGUUUUUUUUCAUAGCCCACAUGGUCUUCUUUAUCACUGUUUUACGUCUCCUGUUUAAUGGACAGUGAGCUUCAAUCCACUUCAGUAUAAUAAAUGAUGGUUAACCUUUGAUACUGCUAUAUUUUUGACUACAUUAUGCAUUGACCUAAAUAAAAAUAUCUAAAUGAAAGAGAUGAAACUAUGUUGUCUUCAUGCUCCUCCUCUCCUCUCGUCAGUCUCUUAUAUCAGGACUUAAAUAAUUCAACUGCUUAUUAUUCUUGGUAAAUUUGACAUCCAUAAGUGUUGAUGGACUUCCUCAAACCCCAGUUUUUACUGUUUUAUUGCUGAACUCAAACAGUACUGCACCUCAAUUGAAUAUGUAACUACAACAAAGACUUUUUCUAAAAGAAAUGAAUUUUGUUUAAGAUCUUCAAGACGUAACACUAAGGACAAAAGAACAUUUGGCUUGUUCAAUGUUCACUCACGUUUGUACAUGAUAUGCUGUUAAGUCUGUCAAACCUCUUUGAUGUAAAUAAAGUUUACAAAAAAAAAGUUUCACAUUAGACUAAAGUCCACCUUCACAUGUAAAAAAAACAUGAUUGGAAAUGCUGAAAAGUUACAUUUUGCCCUAACCCUAAAGCUUUACAUUUGAAAACUUGUUUUUUUUUUUUUUCUAAAUGGGAACACUUGAACUUCAUAGAUCAAAAAUUAACACAGACAUCUCUUCAGUGAGAGAUUUGAAUCAU